Messenger RNA from Vombatus ursinus (common wombat), 1567 nucleotides. RefSeq names its product mesoderm posterior protein 1-like. Gene Ontology annotation, molecular function: protein dimerization activity; DNA-binding transcription factor activity, RNA polymerase II-specific; RNA polymerase II cis-regulatory region sequence-specific DNA binding. The coding region runs from base 1 to 1197 and encodes 398 amino acids. The transcript has 3 exons. Gene Ontology annotation, biological process: mesoderm formation; regulation of transcription by RNA polymerase II; somite rostral/caudal axis specification. Lineage: Eukaryota; Metazoa; Chordata; Mammalia; Diprotodontia; Vombatidae. Gene Ontology annotation, cellular component: nucleus. The record is from RefSeq and is a predicted model, not a curated record.
AUGGAAAGGUACUCCUCUUCCGCUCCCUCCUCUCCUCCCUUCCCCCUUUCUCCCACCUACACCCUGAGCUUGGGUCGCUCAGUCCUAGCCGUCCGCGGUCCUGGUAGAUCCGGUGGAAAUAAGCGGGACAGGCGCCAGCCCCCUCCCCCAGCCUCUUUCCUGCGGCCUUUACACCUGCGUCCAGAGCUCUGUGCUCACCCUUGUGCCAGGUCCCCAGCGCCUCUCCUCACUGCUGGGAACACCCUGCUGCCCCCAUGCCCUGUACACACACUCAAGGAGUUUGGGUUAGGGGCUAGCGAAAGGGGACCGCGGGCUGGUGGCCGAGGAGAGGUGGCCUCGCUCCGGCCCGCAGAUGGCCAUCCAGCCGCGCCCCACGCUGACCAACUCGGGUUAAAUUCGACACCCCAGACGCCCCCGGUCUCCGCCAUGGCCCACUCUCCGGCUUCGCUCCUCAGCUCUGACUCCUGGCUCCUUCCGCAAGGCUGGGGCUGGGGGGCUGCGCCCCAGCUGCAGCCGCUGCCGUCGGAAGGAGACUGCAGCUGCUCUCCAGACUCCUCCUCGGACUCCUGGGGCCUCUCUCCCCCGGGACCCCAAACCCGCUUAGCUGGCCACACUUCCAAGGCGCCCAGCGCCAGGACAGGGACCGGCCGGCGAGCUGGCAGGGGCCGCCUGGGCAGCGGGCAGCGGCAGAGCGCCAGCGAGCGGGAGAAGUUGCGGAUGCGCAACCUGUCCCGGGCGCUUCAUGACCUGCGGCGCUACCUGCCACCGUCCGUGGUGCCCGCUGGCCAGAGCCUGACCAAGAUUGAGACCCUUCGCCUGGCUAUUCGCUACAUUGGCCACCUGUCGGCCCUGCUGGGACUCAGCGAGGAGAACCUGAGGUACCGGAGGAGCGAGCCUGCACCCCGGGGCCGCCCGCUCUGCCCCAAUGGACUGGGCUGCUGUUCCGAAUGGACCCAUGACCUCAGCCCGGCCUCCUCGGUCCCUGAGGCCGGUUCUCCCCAGCUCCCCGAUGGGUGGGAGUCCCCAUCUUCCUGCCCGGCGGUCCCACCCCAGCUCGACAGAUGUGGGGAGCAGAUCCUUGAUACUGAUACUCUGCUCCUAGAAGAGCAGGUGGCAAAUCUGGACUCGUCCUCGAUCUUUCCCGGAGACAUGUUAUCCUUGCUGGAGACCUGGGUGCCUCUCCUACCACAGGAGUGACCAGGCUCUUGAAAGAUGAGAGCUCGAGUGUGAAGUUCAGCCCCACAAUUGACGACGCUCAGCCCUUCACUGCCUUCUACAGCCGGGCGAAAGCCGUUGACCCACCUCCUCCAGCCCAAGUCAGCGUUCUUCAGAGAUCCAGAACCAGGGAGCUGGACUUUAGAGAAUUGAGAUCAAGGCUGGGGAUGGAGCGGGAAGGCAGGAGCAAGAUCCUGGUUAAAGACUCUAGGCUGCCUUUAAUUUGAGCUGAGCUCACUUACAUCUGGGUUUCAGUAUGCAGCUAAGGACUUUGGCUCCAGUCCCCCAACCGUUGGGAAGCCAGGUGCUACUGUCCAGGUGUGAUCUUGAAACACCGCCUGGGAAAACGACU